Molecule: messenger RNA, 2289 nt
Organism: Naegleria fowleri
Lineage: Eukaryota; Heterolobosea; Eutetramitea; Acrasida; Naegleriidae
Exons: 1
Coding region: 1-2289 (762 amino acids)
Biological process (GO): signal transduction
Source: RefSeq, a predicted model, not a curated record
AUGCCAGUUUUCAAGCGCGUUUUCAGUUUCAGACCAAAACUCACCAGCAAAAGCGAAGAGGGAGACGUUCAUUCUCUUGCUGGUGCAAUAGACAACGCUGACUAUGGCCUGAUUUCAUCAUCUACCACAUCUACGCAAACAGGAACUCCACCGAAGUUGUUUGGAGGCCCUUUAGACGAGUCAGAUCCGUCCAAGGUGCCACAAUUUAUUUUGGACACAAUUGACUACUUGAUGAAACAUGGUUUAGAAACCGAAGGUAUAUUUCGGUUGAGUACCCAUGAGACAAGAAAGGCAGAUCUGAUCAACAAAAUGAAUCAAAGAUACGCAACAGAAAAGGAUCCAUACAGAACUGUCACUUUUCAGUACCCAAAUACUAGUACCGAUGAGAUUGCUUUUGCAUCUGCUGUGCUGAAACAUUACUUUAGAUCGUUGCCUGUACCUCUGAUCGUUCCUCAGUUGUAUGAGACUUUUAUGUCAACUGCUAGGUGUAAAGACUUCAAUCAAGAGAUGAGCGACAUGCUGAGAAAAGCUGUCAGCUUGCUACCUUCCAACAACUUAUUGCUAUUACGAAAGAUUAGCGAAUUGUGCAAUGCUAUUUCAAAGUACAGCUCUUCAAACAGGAUGACUUGUGAAAAUUUAUCUGUUUGUUGGCAACCAAACAUUUUAUACAAUCCUUCUCAUGACUUUAUGGAGCAAAUGAAAAGGACAGGAGAUGCUCAAAAUGUGGUUGCGACACUGUUUACUGACUUUGCAUUAAUUUUCCAGGCCGAAAAACAGAAGCCAAUUUCAAAUUCUAUGCAAAAGAAGUUUUUUCUCGGGCUUGCAUCACAGACCACAGAAGAAGGAAUGGCGGUAUACAACGGAGAAAAGAACGAACGUGGCGAAAAACAUGGUCACGGCCUCUUGAUGUUACCGAAUGGCUCUGUUUAUGAAGGAGAAUUCCUUAACAACAAGUAUUCAAAAGGAAAACUCAUUUUUGUGAAUGGUGACCAAUAUGAGGGUUGUUUCAAAGAUGAUCUUCCGGAUGAUGACAAAGGAGUCUUUCGAUUUUUGAACUCUGACGUUUAUACCGGAACUGUCAGACAAGGAAAAGUGACCGGAUUUGGAGAAUUUAAGUACAAAGACGGAAGCAUUUAUAAAGGCGAAGUGUUAGAUGGGAAAAGGCAUGGAAAAGGUUUGAUCGAGUUCUAUGAUGGGUCUCACAAAGUAAAAUACUAUGAUGGCGAUUGGAAGAACAACAAAUGCGAUGGAAAGGGUACAUUAGUCAACACUCAGAUUCAACAGGUUUAUACUGGGGAGUUCAAAAAUGGCUUUUAUCAUGGGCAAGGCGUUUUGCUUUCCGGUUUGGAGCAAUAUAGAUGUGAGGGGGAGUUUGAAAACGGGCUCAUUAAGAAUGGCUUCGGAUAUUUUACGUCUUUAGAUAACGAGCAUGUAGAAUAUGAGGGAACAUGGAAGGUCAAAUUAUUUACUGGCAAGAUGAGACAAUUUUCGAUACAAACCAAGACAUUGGAAUUCGAAGGUGAAAUGGUGAAUUCUAAAAGACACGGAUUUGGUAAAAUAAUAUACCAGGAUGGUUCAUUUUAUGAAGGAGAGUUUCAGGAGAAUGAAAUGACAGGAAAGGGAACAUUUACUGAACAAGACAGAAGUUAUACAGGCCAAUUUUUGAAAAGUUUAUUCUGUGGAAGAGGAAAGCUUAAGAGCCGUUAUGAAGGAAAAGAAUAUCUAUUUGAAGGAGAGUUCAAGGAGCAUCAGCCUUAUAACGGGAAAGGCUCUGUACUUAUCAGCGCCAAAACCGGUGAUUAUUUGGAGGGAGAGUUCAGGGAUGGCCAAUUUUUUGGGAAAGGGCGCCACACUUUUGAUGAUGGCUCCUACUAUGAAGGAGACAUUCGUAACUCUGUGUGUGAAGGCAAAGGAACAGUCACUUAUCCCGACGGGUCGAAAUAUACAGGCUCAUUUAUGAACGAUGAGAGACAUGGCACAGGAGUGUUGGUUAUGAGGGAUGGAGAUGAUACUCAUAAUAUAAUGGUCUCUAUUAAUCAGGUUUGGGAUAACGGAAAACUUGUUUCCCAAGAAAUACCAGAAUCUCCUUCCACAAUGGAUGAAAAGGAAAUGAUAAUCUUUUCAUAUUUUGAUGCUUUGCAAAAAGAAGAACCCUCAAGAUUUGGUCCCUUGGUUGGUAGUGACCAACGUCAGCACUUGUCAAGUGCACUUUCACGGGUGAAGGAAAAUCCAAAUACCAACAUAAUUUUCGAAAUCAUUUACCAACUUUCAAAGCGAGCCAAACAUUGA